AGAGGAUCCGGACUCGUGUAAGUGAUCCCCAAUUAUAAAAAAACAGUGAGACUAUACGUCAACCUCACAGAGUGUUCCUCCAAUAGUUGAAGUGCUACAAACAAGUGUGGACUGUGGAUCAAUGUUUCGGACAGGAAUGUCGAUUGUAGCAAGGAGAGGCAUCCAUUACAUGCAGAAACAGUAUGCAGGAAAAGUAUCCCCUGCUUCCCUUGAGCAAGGCCAAAAUCGUGUGAUCGAUGCUUCACUCACACUGAUUCGAGAAAGAGCAAAGCUUAAGGGAGAAGUUGUGCGUGCUUUGGGAGGUUCUGUAGCAACUUCAUCUCUUCUUGGAGUUCCUUUGGCACACAAUUCAUCAUUCCAUCAAGGUUCUGCAUUUGCACCACCCUGGAUUAGGGAGGCUAUUUGGUGUGAUAGCACAAACUCAACAACCGAAGAAGGAAUGGAUUUAAGGGACCCGAGAGUAUUAACUGAUGUUGGUGAUAUUCCUGUCCAAGAAAUUCGAGAUUGUGGUGUUGAUGAUAACAGAUUGAUGAAAGUCAUUGGUGAAGCUGUCAAGUUAGUGAUAGAUGAGGAUCCAUUACGUCCCAUUGUUCUAGGUGGUGAUCACUCAAUAUCAUUUCCAGUUGUUAGAGCUGUUUCUGAGAAGCUUGGAGGACCAGUUGAUAUUCUUCAUUUUGAUGCACAUCCUGAUCUCUAUCAUGACUUUGAAGGAAACUAUUAUUCACAUGCUUCCCCUUUUGCUCGAAUCAUGGAGGGUGCCUACGCUCGUCGACUCGUGCAGGUUGGUAUAAGAUCAGUAACUAAUGAUGUGCGCGAGCAAGUCAAAAAAUUUGGGGUUGAGCAAUAUGAAAUGCGAACAUUUUCAAGAGAUCGCCACUUGUUAGAAAACCUGAAACUAGGAGAAGGUGUUAAAGGCGUGUAUGUCUCAAUAGAUAUGGACUGUCUAGAUCCAGCCUUUGCUCCAGGAGUGUCUCACCAUGAAUCAGGAGGUCUUUCUUUCCGUGAUACUAUGAAUAUCCUGCAAACUCUUCAAGGCAACAUUGUCGGUGGAGACGUGGUUGAAUACAACCCGCAACGGGAUACUGUUGAUAAUAUGACCGCCCUGGUAGCCGCCAAGUUCGUCAGAGAGCUGGCUGCAAAGAUGUCAAAAUGAUCAAUACCCCUGAUUCCUGUUAUUUUCCUUAAUGCACUCCUAUCUGCAUCUGCAAAGCUAGCUUUUAAGAGUGACAUUUAGUUUUUACUUUUUACCAAACUGUUGCAUUUACAAAAGAUUAUGGUCUGUGCUUUUUAGCUUUGGCUACUGAUAAAUUUCGUGCAUCCAUGACAUGGAUGGAUUUGGUUUUAGCA
Molecule: messenger RNA, 1347 nt
Organism: Lotus japonicus
Lineage: Eukaryota; Viridiplantae; Streptophyta; Magnoliopsida; Fabales; Fabaceae
Product: arginase, mitochondrial-like
Exons: 7
Coding region: 122-1153 (343 amino acids)
Molecular function (GO): agmatinase activity; metal ion binding
Source: RefSeq, a predicted model, not a curated record